AUGUCCGAGGACGAAGAGGAAUUACGAUCAGUUCGAGAUGAGCUGCUGGCAGUCGGCGAGACCAUCGCACAGAUCGAGGCGAGGUACACCGCGGCGCUGACUAGAUCAUUGGAGCGCACGAGGAGGCUUGAGGCUAGGGUGGUUGAUCUAGAAGCCCAGCUUGCACUUUCGUCUUCGGAGCUGCAACGUUUGCGAGCAGAGAAUGUCGACUUGCGCAGAUCAUCUCAGGCAGGAUCCCACCGCACGACCAAUGAGAGAGAAAGUGCAGCCGGUACAAACAGCCAGUCACAAAUCUUGGAUACGAAAGGCAAGGCGGUCGCUAGACGGGCACCAUCGACGGAACCAUUGUCACCCGUAUCAGACAUUGACUUACGGGGUUCCUCUGCACAUGCGACGGCAGCACACAGGCAGAGACGGCAGGCGGGGACAAGAUCUGCUCGACCGCAGCCCUUGAAGAUCGCCGACCCGAGUAGUCCAAGUGCAAGCGCAGAUAUUCAGCCCCCACCGCGACAAACAACACCAUUGCCUGAGUCCCCAGGUGCUUGGUAUAUUGAAUAUUUGAAUCCACCGGCGACGGCAACAAACUCUGCUGGACCCAUGUCAUAUGCUGAUCUUCAGAGCCUCCUGGGACUUGAUGAUGAGACGAUGAUCUGUAUUGAAAGUCUUGGAUGGAUGGACGACCCAUGUAUGAGGAUCCAUAUCCACAACAAUCUAAUCUUCGUUACGCGCGCAUUGUUUUUAGAGGGGCCCAGUGGGACAUACCUCGUCAAUUGGGGCAGACAGGAGGUUAAUAGGAACGUGAAAAGGUAUCUUGUUGAAGGCAUGAAUAGGCCGGCGGCCUCGCUGUUCCAUUUGUUCUUCAAUCCGCAGACCCAGCGUGGGCUAGUAGAAGCGUGGUUUUACCUUGGGGCGCACGAAAUGACUGCGGUGGAACUGGGCUCGGCCUGGCAUAGUAGUUGGUUGCACAAAGAGGAAAAAAAGGUGCUUUGUGCAGAGCUGAUGCAGAGGUGGAAUAGCCGUAUGGACGGAAGAGAUGUUGCACGGAUGAUUGAAGAGCGCGAACUUGAGCAGUGCACCAUCCAGCUGAAGCACGAAGGUCAAGAGGAUGCAACCGCUGCAUUCUUAGAGGAGGUUUUGCGGGGUUAG
Fibroporia radiculosa is the source of this 1146-nucleotide messenger RNA. RefSeq lists its product as uncharacterized. Lineage: Eukaryota; Fungi; Basidiomycota; Agaricomycetes; Polyporales; Fibroporiaceae. The transcript has 8 exons. Bases 1 to 1146 code for a protein of 381 amino acids. The record is from RefSeq and is a predicted model, not a curated record.